Messenger RNA from Coffea eugenioides, 1433 nucleotides. RefSeq lists its product as uncharacterized. The coding region runs from base 191 to 1033 and encodes 280 amino acids. The record is from RefSeq and is a predicted model, not a curated record. Lineage: Eukaryota; Viridiplantae; Streptophyta; Magnoliopsida; Gentianales; Rubiaceae. Gene Ontology annotation, biological process: transcription initiation at RNA polymerase II promoter. Gene Ontology annotation, cellular component: transcription factor TFIIE complex. The transcript has 5 exons.
UCCACUCCCCUCAUUCCACCUCCUCUCUCUGUAUUAAACCCACAAGUUCCGAUCUUUUUCCUCACAAGACGAAAGGGAGGGAAAAUAGGAGGUUUCUUUAACUAGCAGCAAAAAAAUCGAUUUUUUUCCCGGAAAAAUUAACCAAUUUUGAUCGUUUUUCUCGUGAUUUCUGGGCUGACCUUCUCUAAAGAUGGCAUCAUUGCAAGAAAGUUUGAACAAGUUCAAGAAACAACAAGAGAAGUGUCAGUCCACACUCACGAGCAUUGCAAAGCAAAAUCCAAAAACUACACCUCCAAAACCUUUCCUUUCAGGCGUUUCAACUCCUUCCCCACCAAUUAAAUUUUCAAACGAUACAGAGAGGCUUCAACACAUUAAUAGCAUAAGGAAAGCUCCCGUGGGGGCUCAGAUCAAACGUGUUAUAGACUUGCUGCUGGAGAAAAGGCAAGCAUUGAAACCUGAGCAAAUAAAUCAAGAAUGUUAUGUUGAUUUGAAUGCAAACAAGGCUGUCUUUGAUAGUCUGAAGAAGAACCCCAAGGUGCAUUAUGACGGCGAGCGGUUUUCCUACAAGUCGAAGCAUGAUUUAAGAAAUAAGGAUCAACUUCUUGUCUUAGUUCGGAAGUUCCCUGAGGGAAUUGCUGUUAUUGAUCUCAAGGAUGCAUACACAACUGUCAUGGAGGAUUUGCAGUCACUGAAAGCUGCAGGCCAAAUUUGGCUGUUGUCAAACUUUGACUCGCAAGAGGACAUAGCCUAUCCUAAUGACCCCAGAGUUCCCAUCAAGGUUGACGAUGAUCUGAAACAGUUGUUUCGAGGAAUUGAAUUACCCCGUGACAUGCUUGAUAUUGAGAAAGAUCUUCAGAAGAAUGGGAUGAAACCUGCUACAAAUACUGCAAAGAGGAGGGCAAUGGCGCAAGUACAUGGAAUUGCCCCCAAAAACAAGCCUAAAAAGAAGAAGCAUGAAAUCAGCAAGAGGACUAAGCUUACAAAUGCCCAUCUUCCAGAGCUGUUCCAGAACCUUAAUGCCUCUGGUUCAUGAGCAGAGAUCAGGCUGCUGCAGAUCAUUGAAUUAUGUAGUGGCCAUAUGGCAUAGGCAUUAAAGCAUAGUCUUAUCCCUGUAUCUGUGGAGAGUAUUAAACCUGUAAUUCCAAUUUUUUUUUUUGUUUCUGAACAUUUUAAUUUGCCAUCCAACUAUAAAUAUUUAGUUUUGGUACAAAUCAGAACUUGGGUUUGAGCACUACACUGCCUUCUGGUUUAAGGUGGGUUGUUGGGGUUCUAUUACGAAGACCCCAGUUUGUGGUUGCAUGUUGUCCAAAGUGAUCGAGGACUGAAAACACCCUGCGUUGUGAAUGCAAGUGCAGAAAACUUGUGCAGAAGCCACUGAUUGUCUUGUAAACGUGAAGUGCAUAUUACAUCCCAAAUUUAUAGUUUUCACUUGA